GUCUCGGAUAACUUUUGUCUACAUUUUCAUACGGAGAUCCUCUUGUGUCUAUGACUUGUGCACUCUUAUUCCAGGUAUGCGUAUCCAAUUACGUGAUAUUUAUGAUUUUUACUUGGUUUUCUCCAGGAACUCUUGGUAGACAAGGUUCACCGCCAGUGGCACGGAAUUUGGAGGCACGACUUCGCGCACUGAACAAAUCUUUCAUCUUUGUCUUGCUGUCGGAGAUUUUCCCUGCCAAACUGGCCUUAUUUGAGGACCAGAUCGAUGUAUGGAUUCAGGUAGCUUGUCCGCGACUCAGUAUCGACUGGGGUACGGAAUUUCAGAAGCCUAUUCUCACCCCGUACGAGGCAGCUGUUGCGUUGGAUUUGGCUGAAUGGCGAGAAACGACAGACUCGGCUUAUCCAAUGGAUUAUUAUGCGUAUGACAGUCUCGGUUCAUGGACUCCAAACCACCGUGAUAAUCGUCCGGCGCUCAACGCACGAGCUAUAACACAGACUUCUGUGGUCGUAAAGCAAGAACACACCGGAUGAACCAUUGUAAUACAUAUUUACAGCAUUUUCGAUAUUAAUACUUAAAUAAAUGAACAGUUGC
Molecule: messenger RNA, 591 nt
Organism: Opisthorchis viverrini
Lineage: Eukaryota; Metazoa; Platyhelminthes; Trematoda; Opisthorchiida; Opisthorchiidae
Exons: 2
Coding region: 51-530 (159 amino acids)
Biological process (GO): protein histidyl modification to diphthamide
Molecular function (GO): 2-(3-amino-3-carboxypropyl)histidine synthase activity
Source: RefSeq, a predicted model, not a curated record